Necator americanus (New World hookworm) is the source of this 1191-nucleotide messenger RNA. RefSeq lists its product as uncharacterized. The transcript has 7 exons. The record is from RefSeq and is a predicted model, not a curated record. Bases 1 to 1191 code for a protein of 396 amino acids. NCBI's taxonomy places the organism in Eukaryota, Metazoa, Nematoda, Chromadorea, Rhabditida, Ancylostomatidae.
AUGACGUCGUAUUUGAUCUUCUUGGCUUGCAUCAUCAGAUCUUCGAUGGCCGCUUCCGAUGCAAGCGAUCCAAACGGAGUAUAUAUUUGUAUUCAUGUAGAAAUAGACAACUGCUCAUACGUUUCCAACACUUUUACAUUUGUGAACGAAUUUCCCAGGAUAGACGCACUCAAAAACCGAACCUACGUCCUCUAUAAGAUAUUCACACCCAGUCCUCUAAAAGGAGUACUGCGCUUUCAACAGAUGUUUCCACUCCUUAAUUUAAUAGUACAUGAGUGCUCCCCUCCUUUCCCGUUUGUCGGCAUUUUCGCAAAUUAUAGAGCACUCAAUGACACUAUAAUUCGAAGACAAAGAGACUUCAAUAGCACAACAACAACAACAACAACAACAACAACAACACCAACAACAACAACCACUACUACUACUAGUACCACUACUACUACCACAACAACAACAACUACUACUACUACGACACCAACAACAACAACUACUACUACGACACCAACAACAACAACGCCAACAACAACGACAACAACGACAACAACAACACCAACAACAACAACAACAACAACUCCAACAACAACAACAACAACUCCAACAACAACAACGACGACUCCAACAACAAUAACAACAUCGACGUCAUUAUCAUCAACAACAACGGAACCAACUACACCCUCUACAGUUAUAACAUCGGCAGCAUUGCCUUCCUCGAUCGAAAUGACCAGCACUACCAGUACGAAAAAAGAAAAAGAAGAUGAUGAUAUGACUAUCUUCCUUUUGUUGUUGUUGGGCCUCGUGGUGUUGGUAGGCCUAAUUGUAGCUUUUUUCCUUGUGAAGAAAUUCCGAACAAUGCGCAAACAACAGUUGAGAAGGAAGGUUGAAAGUGUGCAAAAAUCAGCGGAAAAAAGCGGAACUAGUAGUAAGAAGAGUGUUGGUGCGAAGAAACCCGCUGUAAAGGCUAAGCAAAAACCGAGUAAAACUAAGAAGCCAGUUCAGAAGAAAACUGAAAAAGCACCAUCGGAAGGUAAUGUGAAAGACCUCUUGCAUCUGUAUGAUGCAAAGAAGGAAAAACCUAAGUCGAGGGAAUCAUCUGAAUCUCAAGGCUCUUCUCCUGACCGUAGAAAAGGUCCAGUGGCACCAAAUUCACUGCAGAAACAGGAAGUAUUAUUUGGAGGGCUUGUUCAUUUAUAG